This is a messenger RNA of Serendipita indica DSM 11827, 1305 nucleotides long. NCBI's taxonomy places the organism in Eukaryota, Fungi, Basidiomycota, Agaricomycetes, Sebacinales, Serendipitaceae. The record is from the annotation of a GenBank genome assembly.
AUGUCAUUCAACUUGAGCCGUCCAGUCGCCAAGAAAGAGGCAAUCGAAGGCGGCGUCGUUAAAGCAUGGAGAGAUCUUAAAUGGAAGCUACAACCUGAGGCGGUCAACAUGCGCAAGGUCAUGAUGCUUGCGAUGGAGCAGGUUGUGGAAGGUAGCAGAGAUCCCAAGGUCAACGAACAUGAUAUACUUGAGCAGCAAGGCUGGCUCUCUGAUCUAUUCGACCCGGAUACGUACGAGAAACUAUUUGCAGAUGAACACUGGGGCAAUUUCAUAAUCGUUCGUUCGACCGGCGUCAAGGACUUUGAAUAUAUGCCAAUCUAUGCACGCGUCGGGAUGCAUUUGCUAUUCUACGGGCCGCUCCAGCUCCGUCUCCUCGGAUUAGGUGUCGUUCGAAACCUGUUGAAGGCACAAACUGUUAAGCAGGGCAAAGUGUAUGAUGAAGAAGGACCAGAAGUUGUCAAGCGGGUAGAAGACUUUGUCAAGACGUACAAAAUUAACAUGAAGGAGGCACUUCUUUCAAAGCCUAGCGAAUACAAGACCUUCAACCAAUUCUUUAGUCGCAAGCUCAAGCCUGGUCUACGGCCAGUCGCAUCACCAAAGGACGCAUCUGUCAUAGUUUCGGCUGCAGACUGUCGCCUUAGCGUGUUCCCUAAUUUCCAGGCAGCAAGGCAGUUCUGGGUCAAAGGCAAAAAGUUUACCUUGCCUGAGCUCUUAGGCUCAGCAGAGCUGGCACAACGCUUUGGCGCAAAUCCCUCAUUGGCCAUUUUCCGUCUUGCACCGCAGGAUUAUCACCGCUUCCACUCUCCGGUCAAUGCCACGAUUGAAUCGAUCAAAACUUUACCAGGAGAAUACUAUACUGUCAAUCCUCAAGCCGUCAAUCAGAACCUCGAUGUCUUUACGGGCAACAGACGUGACGUGUGCAUCUUGAAUGCCGUCGUGUCGAACACGACACCACCCAAGACGGUUCCUGUGGCAUUUGUGGCGAUUGGUGCGUUGCUGGUCGGCGCUGUUGGAUGGUCGUUCAAAGUCGGGGAUUCGAUUCAACGAGGAGACGACCUCGGGUGGUUCCAAUACGGAGGAAGCACCGUAGUCUGCGUGUUUGCCGAAGAGGCCAAAGUGACUUGGGACGACGACCUCAUCAAGGCCAGCACUGGCGAAUGGAAGGGUAAGGAAGUUCCCGAAGUCAUGAGCAAGAUACCUGAAAAGGCGAGAAUUGCCGCCGAGAAGCAAAACCAGUCCUUUGGGGUCGAAGUACUUGUCCGUGUGGGAGAGAAGAUCGGAAUCGCAGCUCUCACAACCACAUGA